Molecule: messenger RNA, 2172 nt
Organism: Trypanosoma cruzi
Lineage: Eukaryota; Euglenozoa; Kinetoplastea; Trypanosomatida; Trypanosomatidae
Exons: 1
Coding region: 1-2172 (723 amino acids)
Source: RefSeq, a predicted model, not a curated record
AUGGAUCGGCAGACGCGGGGGUGGACGAGAGAACGGCGGGGGCGCCAGCCGUCCCCAGGCUCUGCCGCGACACGGCUGAUGGCGCGCGGUCUCGGCGACGGCUUUGCGGUUGGCAGCGUUGUUUUUGCACCAAGGCGGCGGCGCGCGGGGGCGCUCCAUUACGCGCUGGCGGAGGUCACCGGUAUUCAGGCCUGCGCCGGCACAGCAACGGUGGCCUUCGUGAACGCUGAGCCUGGUGUGGACGACGGGGCGGUUCCCCUGUACGUGUUGGUGCCGUGCCCGUGGCCUGAUUUUGCGCGCGGCGGCGUCCGCUGCUCUUUCGCCGAGCGUGCUCUGCGUGCGGCGGCGCGGCAUGAGCCGACCCUGUCCGACACAGCGCGUGGUCAACAGCUCUCGUGCGACAGCGAUUGCGGCGGUGAGGUCGGGGAUGGGCCGCCGCCCUCGGACACGGCAGCGCCGCCAACGCCACCGCAGACGCCUUCCUCGUCGCCCCCGCCGUCGUCAGGAGAGGCGGAGGACGAGGGCGAGCAGGGCACGAUACGAGUCACGCAUGCACCGCCGGAAAGCGUGGGUGCCUUCUUUGCUCGUGCGUUUCGUGCGGUGUGUCGAGCGAUCCUCCGGCGUCCCGCGGACUGGCAACCCGCGGUGCAAGAGCAUGUUGUGUUGUGCGUUUUCGAUACCUACGAUGCCCUGCGUCGCUUUAACGUGUACAUGGCGUUCCGGGGCCACCGGCUUUAUCUCAUUGAUGGUGUCUGUGCUCGUGCCGCGCCCGCCGCUGCCGGGGACGUGAGCUGGCUUUGUCUUCUUGCGGAAGACGUGCGGGACGAGCGCGCGGCGCUGGGUCUUCUCGGGGGCUGGCUGCCGCCCGGGCGGUGGAGGGAGGGAAGCGGCGCGCUGACGGUUGCGUCGGCGGUGUGGUUCACCGAGGAUUGUGGAGAUACGGACUGCGACGAGCGAAACGCAGAGGGGCUGUCGCGCGAUGGCGGCGUCGAUGCGGCAAUGGGGAGGCUUCUGGGUGCUGUUGGCGGUGCCGGGGCUCUGAUAACAUGCCGGCUUUCCCGUGGCACCAAGGAUGACGAGCUCAUGGCGACUUCUUUGGCCGCCACCUGCCGACGCCGCGCGCCGCCGCGACAGAAACUGGGCGCCGCUGGGCCAUUUCGGCGUCGGGACCCAUCCAUGGAGCUGCGCGUUCCCGCCAGCACGUGGCAAGUGGAUCUGUUUCGUUUGCUCGUGGCGCGGGGUGGCGGGGAGGAGCCACUGCCGAGCGCCGCGCCCCUGCUGCCGCAGCUGCUUCAAUCCAUCGCCUUUGGGAACGUAUUUGACGUAUCGCUUUCCACCGCGCUCGCCUCUCUGCCCGGUGGGCUGCGGCAGCUGGACGGCAUCAGAGAGAGGGUGGUGCGCAGCGGGGCCUUUUUUGGCGACGUUGCCUUUCCUGCUUUGGCGGCUGCGAGGGCUGUUCUGGCGGAUGUGCUAGCGGCGCCCUUGGCGGAGCGCGCCUCGCGGCAGCGGCGCGUGGUUCUUGUCCUUCCUGGCGCCGGCGGCGCCCCCGACGACGCGGCGGCCUACCUGCAUGCCGUCCAACGCUUUCUUCAUCCGUGGCAUCUCUUCACCCUGGCGGCGGAAAAAGGGCAGCGGCAGCCGUGCGUCGAAGCAUUGCUGGACGGCCGCGCGUGGUUGGAAAAUGGCGGCGUGUUGCUCUUGAACCCCGAGGAGCCGCUCGGCAGGCUGAGCCUUCUCCAGGAAGAAGCCGAUGUUGUGAUCACGUGCGGCAAGGCGUCCGCUGCUCUUGUCGCCGGGUGCUGCCGCGGCGCGCCGCACAUUGCCCUCCACUCGGAGGUGGAGCUUGCGGAGGGCCCGGCGCACCGCUGGACGCUGUGGCGCGGUGCCGCGGGAGAGGCGGACGCCACGGAUGCCGAGAGGGCUGUUUUGGCGGCGGCGGUCGCCGCGGGAGGGGAGGGCGCAGCACCCGUUCUUGCGACAGCCGCUGCCCUCCUGCACCGGCUUGGGCGGCCUAUUGAGGGGAAGAGCGAGGCGGCAGAGGUGGUGGGAGGGGCUCGGCGAUGGAGCGGGCAAGCUGCCGGCGAUUGGGCGCACCUACGCCGGCUCGCCGUGGCGAUCGCACUUUGCGGCUGCCGUCCGCCGGUGCCUUCUUUCUGCGAGGCGGCUCGAUAG